AUGCCAUGUAUUCAUUUCUUUUAUUUUUUCAUUCUUUACAUUCAUUCAUUCAUUCUCAUCUUUUAUUACUUAUUAUUUCUUUUUCAUUCCUACCUUAAUUCAUUCUUUUUUUUCCUGGUUUCUUUUACCCCUUUCUCUUCUUUUACCCUUUUUUUUCAUUCUUUCUUUUUCAUUAAAGUUUGUAGUCCCUCUGUGUUAGAUCACUAUCUCAUUGAAAAGUCCCUCUUUCCUUCUUGCUUCUCCCUCAGAUCUCGUUUUCUCUCGCAUACUCUCUUUCUAGGUCUUCUUUAUGUCACUUUCAUAUUCCUUUCUCGCGAUCUUUUUCUCUUUUCAUUUCACCCCCUCCUUUACUCUUUUCCCUCUUUUUCCCCCCUUUUUUUUUUUUUUGGUCUCUUUCCCCAUUUCUGGUCUCUGGCUUUGUUAGUUUUCUCUCUCUUCAUCUUUCUUUCAAAUCUUUUUUUUUUUUUUUUAUCUACUAGUCUCUUUCUGCUAAGUUUUUAUUUCUCUUCAAAAUUCUCCCUUUCCUUCUCUCUUUCAUUCUCUAACAUUUCUCUCUCUCUCUCCUUCUCACAUUUUCUAACACUUUUUUUCUUAUUCCUUCACCCAUUACUCUCUCUCUCUUUCCUUUUCAUUCUCCCCGUGACUAUCAGUGUUUUUCUCUUUCUGAAUCUCACUACAAAAUUCUCUUUAACUUCUUUGGAAUUUACUCAUCCUCUUUUCCCCUCCCUAAUUAAUAUCAUUGAUUUCUCUCUCUCUCUCUCUCUCUCUCUCUCUUUAUUACUCAAAUCCCUCACUUUGAUCUUUAUAAUUCUCUCUUGUUCUACCCCUCUAUUUCUUUCUCUUUCACCCUCUCUCUUUUCCUUUUCUAUCUCUCUUGUUCUCUUCCUAUCUGUUUCACUUCUUAUCUCUUUCUCUUUUUUCUAUCUUUUUUCUCUCUUCCCUCUCACUUUUCUCACCCUAUCUCUCUUUUUUCUUCUUAUUCUCUUUCUCUUCCUGUACCUCAUUCCCUCUCUCUUUCCCAUUUUCCAAUCUUUCUAUUUUACUUCCUACCUCAAUUCCUUCCCUUUCUAUCUGUUUCUCUCCCUUUAUCUUUUCCCUCUGCCACUUUCCUUCUUCCCUCAUCUUUCCCUCUUUCUCUCUAUGAGUUUAAUUCCACAUUUUCUCUCUCACUUUCUCUUGAAAAUUUCUAUUACAUUUCUCAAUGAGAUUCCUUCUCACCCUCUCUCUCCUUUAGAUCUAAUUCAUUUUCUCUUUCUUCCUCUUUUUAUUUCCUGUGAUGAUGAUGAUGAUGAUGAUAAUGAUGAUGAUAACACCUUUUUUUUCCUCUUCCUCAUCUCCUCUCUACUCUUCCAUACUUCAAUUCUUCUUCUCGUUUUCUUUUCAUUCUUGCCUUUUUAA
Molecule: messenger RNA, 1398 nt
Organism: Acanthosepion pharaonis
Lineage: Eukaryota; Metazoa; Mollusca; Cephalopoda; Sepiida; Sepiidae
Source: the annotation of a GenBank genome assembly